UCCUUUCACCUUCAGGCCCUUUUCCCUCGAAGCUAACCACGUUGUUGGUGUCUGUUCCUGGCUCACCGCUGUUCGCUUGAAUUUCUUCCGAAUAAGUCGGUCAGGAAUACAUAAAAUGGCUUUCAAGGACACUGGCAAAGCACCUGUUGAGUCAGAAGUUGCCAUCCAUCGCAUCCGCAUCACCCUCACCAGCCGCAAUGUUAAAUCUCUGGAGAAAGUCUGUGCAGACCUGAUCCGUGGUGCUAAGGAGAAGAGCCUGAAGGUGAAAGGACCUGUCCGCAUGCCAACUAAGACUCUGCGCAUUACAACCAGAAAGACUCCAUGCGGUGAAGGAUCCAAAACCUGGGAUCGCUUCCAAAUGAGGAUCCACAAGCGCCUGAUUGACCUGCACAGUCCAUCCGAAAUUGUCAAGCAGAUCACCUCCAUCAGCAUCGAACCCGGUGUUGAGGUGGAAGUCACCAUUGCAGAUGCAUAAACUGCAUAUUUUCAAUAAAAGACUAACCUGAA
Messenger RNA from Oryzias latipes (Japanese medaka), 507 nucleotides. It is a transcript of the gene rps20, whose product is annotated as ribosomal protein S20. Gene Ontology annotation, biological process: translation. The record is from RefSeq and is a predicted model, not a curated record. Gene Ontology annotation, cellular component: ribosome; small ribosomal subunit. Gene Ontology annotation, molecular function: RNA binding; structural constituent of ribosome. NCBI's taxonomy places the organism in Eukaryota, Metazoa, Chordata, Actinopteri, Beloniformes, Adrianichthyidae.